Xyrauchen texanus (razorback sucker) is the source of this 2587-nucleotide messenger RNA. It is a transcript of the gene josd2, whose product is annotated as Josephin domain containing 2. Bases 1380 to 1847 code for a protein of 155 amino acids. NCBI's taxonomy places the organism in Eukaryota, Metazoa, Chordata, Actinopteri, Cypriniformes, Catostomidae. The record is from RefSeq and is a predicted model, not a curated record. Gene Ontology annotation, biological process: protein deubiquitination. The transcript is spliced from 4 exons. Gene Ontology annotation, molecular function: cysteine-type deubiquitinase activity.
CGCAGCUACAGACAUCAAGAAAUAAAAAGAAACAAAAAAUCUUUUAUAUUUCAUCUAGAUCAACCAACCAGUGGUUGUCUUGGUAUCAUGAUUGAUGUAAUGAACACCCCUGUUAUAGAUGUAGAAUAUAGGCUAAAUAUAGAAAACUACUCAAAAGUUUGAUAAUUUUAUUGCCCAGCCCUAUUGAUAACAUUGCAUUAAUCUCUCACAGCAGACCAAUAAUCUCAGUGAUAGAUAGUUAAUUUACAGGCUAUAUUAUAGACACACAGAAUCUAGUAAGCAGAAAGAUGAAAUUUAUCUCGAUAUGUUUCUUCAAAUUAGAGGCAGGAUUAAUGCUGAUAUCUGGCUUGAGCAAGUUAAACUCACAUGACACAGUCAAGAAAUUGGCCUUUUUCACUGCGAAAAGCCCUUUCAGGUGCUGCCGAGAUGUUCAGCUGUAAACUGUGCUGUGAGGCAUCCACCACAGUUGGCGCUAAAUCUGCAGCUGCUAUUCAAGUUUUUUACGAGUGAUUUCAUUUGAUGGGAGUCACGAGACUCUCUCUAGCCAAUCAUAUUGAUAGAUAAAAAUAAAAUUAGGACAGGGAAGUAGCGAACACAGACGGUGGGAAAAUAACACAGUUACAGCACUUAAAAUAUACUGAAGUAAAAGUAUACAUUAGUAUAUACAUUUUUAAACAACUUUACAGCAACGUGAGUAUUUGUAAUUUGUUACUUUACACCCCUGAGAGUAGUGAUCCGUCAUCUUCACAGAAGAAAUGUGGUCAGAAAAAAAUCCAAAAUGAUCGUUAUCGGAGAUCACUAAAACGCUUGGUGAAGUCACAUUGUAAAAAAAAUUGACAACAGAACUCAUGGCUAUGUUUAACAGUGAAUGUAAGAGCAUUUCCACACACACAAUGCAACGAUAAUUUACUGGUUUGGGACUAACAGCUGUUAGUGAGGCUAAUCAGAAAAAACUACUUCAAUUUUAAAGGGAGCAUAAAGAUUGGACUGUAGAUCAAUGGAAAAUGAUCAUGUGGUCUGAUGAGUCCAGAUUUACCCUAUUUCAGGGUACGAAGGGAAGCGCAUGAAGUGAUGCACCCGUCAUGCAUAGUGCCAAUGUACAAGUCUCUGGAGGCAGUGUUAUGAUCUGGGGUUGCUUCAGUUGGUCAUGUCUAAAUAAAAUGAAGUCAGCUGACAACCUGAAUGUACCGAAUGACCAGAUUAUCCCAUCAAUGGAUUUUUUCUUCCCUGACAGCACGGGCAGAUUCCAGGAUGAAAAUGCCAAGAUUAAUUGGGCUCAAAUUGUGAAAGAGUGGUUCAGAGAGCAUGAGGAAACAUCCACCACAGAGUCCUAACUUUCACCCCAUUUAAAGUCUUUGGGUUGUGCUGGAGAAGACUUUAUGGAGUGGUUCGACUCUCCCGUCAUCAUUACAAGGCUUGCCCCACAAUGUGUGAUGAAUCCACACCGCUCAGUGUUAGGCACUGGAAACUAUGACGUGAACGUGAUUAUGGCAGCUUUGCAGUGUCGGGGACUUGCUGCUGUUUGGUGGGACAAACGCAGGUCAGUACAAAAUUUGUGCCUGGACAAGAUUCAAGGCUUCAUUCUGAAUGUCCCAUCAAGAGUGUCACUGGGAAUUGUUUCUCUCCCACUGAGACGCAGACACUGGCUGGCGGUACGAGAGGUGAAUGGACAGUAUUAUAACCUAGACUCCAAAUUAAAGGGGCCUGCCUGUAUUGGAGGAGAAACAGAACUCAGGUCAUUUCUCAUUGAACAGCUUUCUCAAGAUGUUGCGGAGAUGCUCCUUGUCGUCGAAAAGAAAGUAGAAGAUGAUGGGACAUGGCUGAAGCCAGACGACCCAAGGAAAUGAUUUCUUGGAACUGCCCAUUUUCUCUCUCUCUCUCUCUCUCUCUCACUGUAGAGCCAAAUAAUUUUGAAAUGGAAACAUUUGGAGCACAGAAAGGCAUAAUAUAUGAGCUGUGGAGAGCAGCACUACAGGAAGAUUGCAGAUAGCGUGCUCCCAUUUAUUCACAGACACUCACACACAGGAAAGGAAAGUCUGAGAGAAUGAUCUAGUAUUUAAUUAAAGGGACAUCUUGUCUAAUGUGAAGGUACUGAUUAUUUGAACUCACACUGGCUGUGUGGUUGUUGGAAGACAUUACUAUAGCUGUUCCAGCUGCAUCAUUCUCUCUCUACUUUUCCUGUCUUUUUUGCUCUCUCUCCUCUCAGGAACUAUGAUCUCUCACUUUAUCUAUGCACUCCACUGCUGAAGUAGAUCAAAAAUAUGUGUCUUUGUUACAACUACGCACAGAAAUGGUACUCUAGUUACUCAAAGUUUGUAUCAUUCAUUGCCUCUUAGACAGUCAGUUUACAUACUACUAUGCAUAUACAAAAGUAAUAAGAGUCUUUAUCUCUCUUAUGCCCAUGUUCUCUGAUUUUUCAAACUGCCUCAUUCACAUCAACUCUGUGAAAACCGCCAAAUGGAGGGGAAAAGAAUACAUUUGAUUUGUGUUAUUUAUUAGAAUUUUUGCUUCCCCUUUGAAUGUUUUUGCAUAUGUAGUGCUUGUGGUAGUAUUGUAAAUGGAAGAGCUAUAUGAAACUAAAAGUCUA